UUUGGUUAAGGUGGCAACCCUGGUCUUGUUUUGGUUUUGUAUAGGCCUGCUGAUCAAUUCAGUUUAAACAUAUGUGCCACUGGGCCAUAAAAGUUUUCAAAGGCUGGUAAAACACUCACUUCGUUGCGAUAAAAAAGUGGGACCUACUUACACUUAUGGGGUAUAUCGCAGCCUAGCAAUGACAACGGAUUACACCUUCAGGAGCAGCAGUGGUUCCAACAGCCCACGUAGUCACAAUGCCGAUUCUCCCCAACUAAUGUCUAAUAAAGGUAUCAAUGUAAGGGAAGCUGCUUCCAAUACCACUUCCGUAGCAGUGUCUCUCCUGGACUCGUCUAUUAAUGCGAACAGAGACAUUCAGGCCACUGAAUGUGACUCUUUCCUCCUCAGCAGUGACGUCGAAGCCCACCCUUUCAACACCCCCACAACCCUGCACCAUUAUCGGAUGCGGGGAUCUUGCUGGGCACGCGCCCAUUCUUUCGUAGUACUAAAAUGGUAUUUGGGACUCCUUUUGCCAGUCUCCAUCAUAGGCGCGCUGCUCUUAAUUGGAUGGUUGACGCGGGAUUACGCUCGACAACUUUUGCUUUGGAUUGAGGAACAGAACAGCUGGAUAAUGUUUACCGUCUUUAUGGGGCUUUUUACAGUUGUUAGUUUUCCGGUAGUAGUUGGCUACUUCGUAUUGCUAAUUACGGCAGGCUACCUAUUUGGUUGUCUUCGCGGUUGGUUGACCGUGACUUUGGGCGCAAAUUUAGGCGUCGCUAUCGCCCAUGCUACAAUUCGUUCGUGUCGUCACCGUAUCCCAGUACAGAGGCUGAUUAAAAAUGAUACGGGACGCGCAAUUCUUCGUGUGAUUUCAGGACAGAAGGCUUUCCGUGUGGUGCUUUUUACAAGACUCACACCCAUUCCGUUUGGGCUGCAGAAUGUUAUAUUCGGAGUUAGUUCAAUCAACUCGAGGGACUACCAUCUAGCCAGCUUGCUUGGCCUGUUGCCAGCCCAGACUAUCAAUGUGUACUUGGGCUCUACUUUGAGAUCUAUGCACGAGGUGCUUAAUGACAACCACACCAAGGUGACGGGAUAUCUUAGCUUUGUCUUUGAAGUCGUUUGUGGCGUUGUACUCAUGUUGUGGGUAGUGCAAAGGGCUCGGAAGGAGCUAUCAGAGUCCCUUUUAAGCGCGGAUUACGACAACGAAAGUAAACACCCGGAACUGCAGGUAUAACAGGAUUCCCGAGGACAGGAUAUUCUCCGAUUAAGCUUCCUGAGGUUCCCCAAUUCGAUGAAUCUCUUGAUCAGUUGCAAAAGACUGUAUUUGUACAUUAGCUAGUUUUAAAAUAUACCAAGUUAGAUACGAGGCCAAACAAUACGUUAUUCUAAGGAGUUAAACUAUUUACAAUAUGUACAUAUAAUGUCCUUCCUUCCAAGGUGCAUUUGUUGGACUAUCCACAACAUUUUAUAUGUAUUCGACUGUUUUUAUCUGCUAAGUUACAUAUUCGAAUCAAAGUUUUAUUAUUAAGGAAUUCUUUUUUGAGGUUGCUAAGAACACUAAUUGCGCGUCAUACACCAAAGUUUGAAUGAAAAAUUGGCUAGCUUGCCUUCUGGCCAUAUCUCCAGCUUCUCGGUCUUUUGUUAAUAUGCUUUAUAAGGGCAGUGCUCAGAACGUCCAGGCUGAAGUCAAUAUUAUCGUUAGUCAAGCAAAGCGGUGGCCUGCAGCUCAGUACCUGAGUGGGGAGUAACGAUGUAUUAUAAAGAGUGUUCCAUUAUUAUUUCGAGUGUUUUGUAUUAUUAUUCGGUUCUAAGACCACUAGAUGCCCAGGGUUAGUUUAAAAUGACCAAGUAAAAUAGUAGUUGAGGAACCGAUGGAUCGAACAUAAUGUCAAUUUUCUAAAAUACCAAAAUAAUACAUAUUAGUUUAAACAAUAGUUUAAAUAGUUAGUUUGAAAAAUUUAUUUUUUUUUGCCAAUUUCAAAUGACAAACAUAUGCCUUUCAUAAUAUUUAAACGAAAAUAAAUAAAAUUGGGCAGAAAUGGUUUACUAUA
Drosophila ananassae is the source of this 2030-nucleotide messenger RNA. Its product is annotated as transmembrane protein 64. Lineage: Eukaryota; Metazoa; Arthropoda; Insecta; Diptera; Drosophilidae. The record is from RefSeq and is a predicted model, not a curated record. The coding region runs from base 179 to 1213 and encodes 344 amino acids. The transcript has 4 exons.